AUGUUAGAAGAAGCGGAAAAUCUCAAAAGGAAUGAAAUUUUAGAACUAUCUCACCAACUAGAAGAUAAGGGUCAUAUUCAAUCAGCAGUUAAUCAUAAAAUUGAUCGCCUAAAGAAAAAUAUUUCGAAACAAUCAGAUCAAAACAAUAAGAAAAGCACAGAAUUAGUUCACAUCAUUGAAUCUAUUCAAAAUGAUACAAAUAUUUUAAAUCAAAUCAAUCAAGGAAAUUUUGAUAACUCCAACUAUACUGAAAGUGAGGCCAUCAACGAUAUGCAAGAGUUGAUCAUACAGUUGGAAGAAAAAUUGAAACAGCAAUUCGCUGAGAAACACUUAAAUGAUACGUAA
Trichomonas vaginalis G3 is the source of this 345-nucleotide messenger RNA. RefSeq lists its product as uncharacterized. The transcript has a single exon. The record is from RefSeq and is a predicted model, not a curated record. Bases 1 to 345 code for a protein of 114 amino acids. NCBI's taxonomy places the organism in Eukaryota, Parabasalia, Trichomonadida, Trichomonadidae.